Sinocyclocheilus rhinocerous is the source of this 2149-nucleotide messenger RNA. RefSeq names its product CTD nuclear envelope phosphatase 1A-like. The coding region runs from base 248 to 979 and encodes 243 amino acids. The transcript has 8 exons. The record is from RefSeq and is a predicted model, not a curated record. Gene Ontology annotation, molecular function: phosphatase activity. NCBI's taxonomy places the organism in Eukaryota, Metazoa, Chordata, Actinopteri, Cypriniformes, Cyprinidae.
GAAGUGACGUCAGGGAAACGAUGGCGGACCGUGCUGCUCUACCGUAUUGGCUUUAAACUGUCCUCAGAGGUGAGGAAUUGUACGCGUUUUCUUUUCGCUUUCUCAAAGGUUCUCUGAAGGAGGAUAGUGCUUUUAAUGCCGCAGCGGAUGGACGGUCGCGCUUCUCUCGGCUUUCGGCAGCACGGAGGCGUUUGUUCGACACUCCACUUGGUUUGACCAUCUUAGCCAACGAGCAUUUGCAGACGGUAUGGUUGACAUGCUAAAGACGCGCCAGUGUCUGCUCGGUGUGCGCACUUUCCUCGGCGUGACCUCCAGAAUAUGGAGCUUCUUCUUAUACAUCCUCAGGAAGCACAUACGGACGAUAAUCCAGUAUCAAACAGUGCGAUAUGACAUCUUACCAUUGUCACCCAUUUCCAGAAACAGACUCAGUGAGUUUUUUCUUCUCAAGUUAAAAACGUUGAUCCACUCGCAUCACGAUGGAGUUCUCAGACCUACAGUACGGCCUGGGACACCGCCAGACUUCGUCCUCAAAGUGGUAAUAGACAAACACCCGGUCAGAUUCUUUGUGCAUAAAAGGCCGCAUGUGGACUUCUUCCUGGAGGUGGUCAGUCAGUGGUAUGAAUUAGUAGUGUUCACUGCUAGUAUGGAGAUCUAUGGUUCUGCAGUAGCUGAUAAGCUGGAUAACAACAAGGGAAUCCUGAAAAGAAGAUACUAUAGACAGCACUGUACGCUGGAUUCAGGUAGUUAUAUUAAAGACCUGUCCGUUGUACAUGAUGACUUAUCAAGUAUAGUCAUUCUUGACAACUCGCCGGGAGCAUAUCGCAGUCAUCCAGAUAAUGCAAUACCUAUAAAGUCAUGGUUUAGUGACCCAAGCGACACAGCACUUCUUAACCUGCUGCCCAUGCUGGAUGCACUAAGAUUCACGGCAGAUGUACGAUCCGUCCUGAGCAGGAAUCUCCACCAGCAUCGACUCUGGUGAUCAUCCGACCGAGGGCUUUCCUCAAGUCCGCUCUUCUUUUAUUUCGUUUUUUUCCAACUGCUUCCCUUCGUGACAUCUGCCUGUCCGUUCUCCCUCGACUCUCCACCUCUCAGAAACGGCCUUACGUGACGGCCGUAGGGAAGGAGAGUCUGUCCCGAACUCAAAGGGGAUGGAACAGGCUAAAUUUUGGGGAAACUUUUUCCCAAGGUUUUUUUUUUCUUUCCCCUUCUUCGAAAUGGAGUCUCUGCCUUACAGCUCUACCUAUGCUGGUCGCGUGUGUAAGUUAUGUUUGUGGUAUGCGUGUAUGAGGACAUCUGCUGUUUUUCUUUUUAAAUAUUUGAAGAUAUUUGAGGCAAGAAAAACAGACCUUUUCGUGACUUGCGUUUUCAAUCCCAGCUUGGGACGUCAUACCUCACUGCACUGGUGCGAAUGGAGAUCUGCUCAGAACUGGCCAGCAGCACUCUGCACAUCCAAUAGAGUUCACUGGAAAACUGCUAAUGACAUGGAUUAUGACCGACUGGUAGAUUUCAGGGUUAUCAUGGUAGAGUUGUAUAUGCUAUUAUUGAGGUACUGUCUUGGGGUUUUAAUGACUUCUGUAUGGUAGGCCUGUCCAAAUUCGGAUCAUGGAGAUAAAUUAUGUGGCAAGUUUUAUUCUUCUGGUUAGUUCUCAUCCUAUUUUAUUCUUGGCAGAAAAUGAAUUUGUCAUGAUUAUCAGGGAGGAUGUAAUAGAAUACGAGCUUUGAAGAAGCUGAAUGACAGAUUUUAAGCCUUUCUGCGCUAAUUCUUCUCUACAGAAUGUAUGUGGUUGGUUAUGAAAUCCUACCACUUGGACGCCUUUUUACAAAUGUUUUUUUUUUUUUUUUUACUAUGACUAUAUUGUUUUACUUUACUAAACUGUUACUGUUGUGUCAAUUUCUUUGCACAGUUAGCCAAAGGUAACCUGUAGUGUGGGAUUUUAUCUGGGAUGGGGCAAAAAGUUUCCAUUAAGAAAACAAGGGAGAACCUGUGAAAAGGGCUGGUAUAGUCAUAGCAGCAGGUAAUAACCAUAUUCAAUGUACAAAGCAAUAAAUCUCUGGUAACAGUUACUUAGCAGUCACUCAUUAAAAAAUAUAUAACACAUUUAACUGUAAUCAUUUUGGUUUAAGUGUUUUUGUGAUGACAAUUUAAAAA